UUUUGUUUAAUUAAAAUUUACCUUUAUUAUUUGUUAUAUUCAAUACAAAGUGAAAAAAUGCAAUGUCGGGUAUGCAUGCAGACACAAAGUCAUAUUCUGAUGGAUAUGGGGCAUGCGAGCUCUGAAGAUGGCAAAACGCUUUUUGACUGCUUCAAUGAAUGUACUCAGUUACAUGCAAUGGCCAACGACACAUUUCCAUCAAUGCUUUGCAAGAUUUGUGUCCAAAAAAUGCAAAUUGCAUAUAACUUUAGAAAAUGUGCUCUACAAUCCAAUGAAUACUUUAAAAAACUAUUAACAAAAAGAGAUGAGUCUGAAUCGCUAAAAAACACCACUGAGGAAAUGUUUGCCCUAGAGGUAAUAGAAGAAAAUAACGAUGAUCCCUUAAAUAUGGAUUUCGAUGAAGCGUCGAGAGUGCUGAGAGAGCCAGAAGUAAAAUUCACGCCGGAAGUUUAUUCUAUAGACAAAUCUCCAUACCACUAUCUCGAAGAAGCUGAACUGUCAAUUAAUGAAGAUAACAAAGAGGAUAUUGUUUCAAAAACCGAAAUUGAAAUUAAUUCCACCGCUGAGGAAAAUUAUUUUGACCAGUUUGAAAGCAUAGUUGAGAAAGAAUCUGAAAGUGAUGAAGGAGGAUAUGAAACUGAAAUUGAGCCAAUGGAAAAAAACGCAUAUGCUUGUGAAAUGUGCAAAGGUACUUAUGCAUUUAAGGCCGAUCUGAGAAAGCAUAUAGCGCAAAAUCAUAAAUCUGCAAUAAUUUGUAUAAGUUGCUCAAAAGUAUUUGAUAUGCCAGAUGAAUUGAGAAUCCAUAAGAAACUAGUACAUGACACCGAUUCCCCGGUACUAUGUGAUUUUUGUAAGGAUAAACCAAUAAUGCCACGUAGUGAGAUUCGUACACACUUUAAAGAGCAUCAUAGCAGCCGCUAUUUCAAGUAUUUUCCACGCAUACGAAUAACACGAGCUAUUGGUUCUGGAGAGCCUACAACAUACAAAUGCAAAUAUUGCUGGAACAUUUUUACAACCGCUUUCGAGCUAGAAGACCAUGUAAAAACCCAUAUAUUCAAAUGCCCAUUUUGCUCAAAGAAUUUUAGUAGAAUACGCACUUACUAUAAUCAUGUAAAACGUUUGCAUAAUUGCUCUGCCAGCAGUUAUCCACCAACACCAUUUGUAGUCUAUGGUCCUGACGCGGAAGAUGAAAAACCUAUUUAUUGCAAAGCAUGCAACAAAACUUAUUUAAGGUUAGGAUCUUAUAACAGACAUAUUAAACAAAAACAUAGAAAAAGAUCGUUAACACAUGAAACUGACAAAAUUGAUCUGGAUAAAGUUCAGGAGAAAACGAUAGAUGAUUUACAGCCAGUGGAACUCUUAAGUAGCCAACUUCAAAUAGAAUCCAUUUUCCAUUCGCCAGAACAGAGUCAAGUUUAUGUUGAGAAACUACCUGAAAUAAUAUCUGAGGAAAAACUGUCAGAAUAUCAACACUGCCCUAAUAAAAUUGAGGAAACUUACGAUGUUACCCAUACAGACGCCGGAGAAUACACUGAGCAGUUACAAGAGUUAGAUUAUGAUCCCAACGAAGAUGAAAUGACUUGUACUGUUUUGGGUGAAGAGGAAAAUUUAAACAAAAGUUUUGAGAGGCAAAAAAAAUCGAUCAUCCGGAAAAAAGCAAACCGUUCAAAGCAAAAAAAGAAAAAUGAAUAUCUAUGUUCAUUUUGUCCACAAGUACUGUCGUCGAGAACAACAUUGGAAAUGCACGAAAAUAUCAAACAUUUGAAUGUGAAAACUCAAGAAGAAUGUCCGAUUUGUAAGAAAAAAUUAAAGCCAAGUUAUAUAAGUACACAUAUUCAAAUGGUACAUAACGAAGAACGUAACUAUGUUUGCGAUAUUUGUGAAGAUUCUUAUAAAACCAAAAAUCAGUUAAAGCGGCAUAAAAUGUUACACGAUAAGGAUAGUGGGUUGCCCUGUACUGUAUGUGAUAAAAAAUUCACGGAGAGAGCAGAUCUCAAUGUACAUAUGCGCCUUCACACAGGCGAAUUGCCAUAUGCAUGUCACAUAUGUGAUCGGCGAUUUAGAAUAAAAGUUCGUCUCACCUAUCAUUUGCAGCAUCACGCUAAUAUUAAGAAAAAAUGUAAAAUUUGUGACAAAGAAUUCAAGAAUGGUACAUCACUUCGAAAGCAUUCAUAUGAACAUACUGGUAAUUUUCCUUACACAUGUACCAAUUGUGAUUAUCGCCAUGUCAACCGUGAAUAUUUUUGUAAACAUAUGCUGAACAAACACGGGAAGGUAAUGAGCGCUGAUGAAUUGUUUGCGAUGUUCAAAGCGAAUACCGGCCGCAACCCAUACGUAAAAAAGGCAGAAGACUUGGAGAACAUGAAUAUCAAUUCAAAACAAAAGAACAAUAAAUCUACAUCUGGUUGCACCAUUAUGCUUGUAGUCAUAGCAACGGUGUCUGUGCCUUUAAAAAAUUAUUGGAUAGAAGACAUAAGUGCAUUUGAUUUGAUUUUGUAUUUGAUGGAUAACAUAGAAAAUUCGGAAGGAAUGAACUCACCGGAUAUUGAUGUUAGCACUGAGGAAAUGCGCUGUUGUCGUGCUUGUUUGGCGGUAGGAUCAGAGGCUGAGCUUGUGGAUUACAUCGAUAUGAGAGAGUGUUAUAGCACCGAUUGCGGCAGUAUUACAUUAUUAGAGUCAUUUAAUAAAUGCACGUCCUUGAAUGUUAUAAUAGAAGAUAAUAGUAUGGAAGGAUAUCCACCAUGUCAUUAUAUUUGCGGACGUUGUCUCUUAGAUUUGAAGCAAGCGUAUGAGUUUAUAACCCGCGCGCAGUUAAACAACCAGCUAUUAAAAGUACAAUAUGCACAUUCCAAAUCUACAACAAAGACCGAUGAUGAGUUGCAAGGCACAAAAAGCGAAGGUGAAUCGGUGAGAAGUCAAAACUUUGAUAUCGUAUUCACUGUUUCAGAGAAUGAGGAGGAGGAAUUUGGUAAAGAGGUAUGAUUUUAAUUUUGUGUUUUUAAUAGUCUUUGUACUUAGAUAAACUAUAUCCUUCAGGAAUGUACUAUCGCAAACUCAUCAUUGAAUUUAAUUAAUGAGAGCAAUGUACCACUUAAUAAUAAGGAACUUUCAUCAACCACACUCAUUAGUGUGGAACGAGUUUUUUACAACGAAAGAGGUGGUAAAUUACAAGCGGCUGCGGAAGUUUCAAAAACGAAUCAUAAACAUUCGAAAAUAACUGGCGAAGAGUACUCAAAUUUAGAUAGCGCACUUAAAGCAGGAUUUGAGUUUAAAUGCGAAUUUUGCACUGCAAUAUUCGAUUUUCAAAGAGAUUUGCUGCAACACUACGAAGUGGAUCAUGCUGAAAAGACACUGAAUUUCCCCUGCGAUUUAUGUAAAAAUCGAUUUGUGACGAAGAAUGCCCUACGUUUACAUCGUCGUCAAGUGCAUCAAAAAGAUGAAUAUACAGACUGUGAGCACUGCGGACGUACUGUAUUGAAAACGUUCUAUAAUGUGCAUUUAAGGCGUCAUCAGCAACAAUUUCUAUGUAGCAAAUGCCCAAAAAUAUGUGCUUCACGCUAUACACUUAAAAAGCAUAUGGAAUUGCAUUCGGAAGAACGUGAUCGUAAUAUUGAAUGUGGGGAUUGCGGUAGACGUUUUUAUACGUUAGAGAAUUUGCAACUACACCAAACCAUACAUAUUUCACCCGAAGAUAGAGCAAUAUUUGAGUGCACUGUUUGUUCAAAGACAUUUUUGCGUAAAUCGAACCUUGGCUUACACAUGCAGAUGCACAGGGGAGAAACCAUGGAUUGCCCGCAUUGUAAUAAACAAUUUGUUCGACGUAAGGAUCUCGAAAUACAUAUACGGUUUCACACUGGUGAAUUUCCUUAUGCAUGUACGAUGUGUGAUCGUAAAUUUGCCAUUAAGGGACAUCUUAACUAUCAUGAAAAACGUCAUCUGGGUGUUCGAUACAAGUGUGAUGAAUGCGAGAAGACAUUCAUAAAUUUAGCAGGUCUGCGGCAACAUCAAUUCGAACAUACUGGUAUGCCAUUAACGUGCAACGUGUGCAAACGAGGUUUUCCAACUAAAUUUAAGGUUCGCCGUCACUUGCGUACUGUGCAUCAGCAUCUAUUCGAAAAAACUGGUUAUACUGAUGCUUUAGCAAAAAAAUACAUAACCAUAGACACUUCUUCUAACAAAACAGAUAAGAAAAGGAUUGCUUGUGAAAGUGUACUUGAAGAUACGAUCGAAAUGCUGGAGGAGCAUGCAAACGAUAUUCCUUUAAAUAUGUUAGCAGCUUAGUAGUCAAUUUGGUGCCGAACAGAAAUAAUAACCGAUAGGACAAUUUACAAUUAUGCCAAAUUUAAUUUAAAUAUUAUUUAUUAUAGACCUACAUACAGUAUUAAAUUGUAAUGAAAAAUUAUGUUAAAAACUGUAGAAAUUAUCUUACUUAAAAUAAGGAAUAAAAAUAAAUCUAUGCAAAUUUGUGCUAGCAAAC
Molecule: messenger RNA, 4477 nt
Organism: Ceratitis capitata (Mediterranean fruit fly)
Lineage: Eukaryota; Metazoa; Arthropoda; Insecta; Diptera; Tephritidae
Exons: 9
Biological process (GO): regulation of transcription by RNA polymerase II
Cellular component (GO): nucleus
Molecular function (GO): RNA polymerase II transcription regulatory region sequence-specific DNA binding; zinc ion binding; DNA-binding transcription factor activity, RNA polymerase II-specific
Source: RefSeq, a predicted model, not a curated record